Cyprinodon tularosa is the source of this 1312-nucleotide messenger RNA. Its product is annotated as tubulin alpha chain-like. The transcript has 4 exons. The coding region runs from base 110 to 1312 and encodes 400 amino acids. Gene Ontology annotation, cellular component: cytoplasm; microtubule. Gene Ontology annotation, biological process: mitotic cell cycle; microtubule cytoskeleton organization. Gene Ontology annotation, molecular function: GTP binding; structural constituent of cytoskeleton. Lineage: Eukaryota; Metazoa; Chordata; Actinopteri; Cyprinodontiformes; Cyprinodontidae. The record is from RefSeq and is a predicted model, not a curated record.
GUGCAUCUCCAUCCACGUUGGCCAGGCUGGCGUUCAGAUCGGGAAUGCCUGUUGGGAGCUCUACUGCAUUGAACAUGAGAUCCAGCCAGACGGCCAUAUUCAAAGUGAAAUGCGCACCGGUGGAGGAGACGACUCUUUCAGCACCUUUUUCAGUGAGACUGGAGCAGGAAAAUAUGUCCCUAGAACGAUUUUUGUGGACUUGGAGCCCACUGUUGUUGAGGAAGUGAGAACUGAGCGCUUCAAACAACUGUUCAGCCCUGAGCAGCUGAUCUCUGGGAAGGAGGAUGCUGCUAACAACUACGCCCGUGGACACUACACCAUCGGGAAAGAGCUUGUUGAACCUGUUAUGGACAGACUCCGUAAACUGUGUGACCAGUGCACCGGGCUUCAGGGCUUCCUGAUCUUCCAUAGUUUUGGCGGAGGAACCGGCUCUGGUUUCACCUCCCUCUUGAUGGAGCACCUGUCUGUAGAUUAUGGUAAAAAGUCCAAGCUCGAGUUCGCCAUCUACCCAGCUCCUCAGGUUUCCACGGCUGUAGUGGAGCCCUACAAUGCCAUUCUCACUACCCACACCACCUUGGAGCACUCAGACUGUGCUUUCAUGAUGGACAAUGAGGCCAUCUAUGACAUCUGCCACAGGAACUUGGGCGUUGAGCGUCCAACCUACACUAAUCUCAACAGGCUGGUGGCUCAGUUGGUGUCCUCCAUCAUGGCAUCUCUUUGCUUCGAUGGAGCUCUGAAUGUUGACCUGACAGAGUUCCAGACCAACCUGGUGCCCUAUCCUCGGAUCCACUUCCCACUGGCUGCCUAUGCCCCUGUCAUCUCAGCUGAAAAGGCGUACCAUGAGCAGCUCACUGUAUCUGAGAUCACAUCCUCCUGCUUUGAGGCAUCCAACCAGAUGGUGAAGUGCGAGCCCGGCCACGGCAAGUACAUGGCCUGCUGCAUGCUGUACAGAGGGGAUGUGGUGCCGAAGGAUGUCAACGCUGCCAUAGCAACCAUGAAAAGCAGGCGCAACAUCCAGUUUGUGGACUGGUGUCCCACUGGUUUCAAAGUUGGCAUCAACCACCAGCCUCCCACCGUGGUUCCUGGGGGAGACCUGGCCAAGGUUCAGAGGGCCGUGUGCAUGCUGAGCAACACCACAGCCAUCGCUGAAGCCUGGGCGCGUCUCGACCACAAGUUUGACCUGAUGUACGCCAAGAGGGCCUUUGUCCAUUGGUAUGUGGGCGAGGGCAUGGAGGAGGGGGAGUUUUCUGAGGCCAGAGAGGACAUGGCUGCUCUGGAGAAAGAUUAUGAGGAGAUCUCCCAGAGCUUCUGA